Cloeon dipterum is the source of this 10987-nucleotide messenger RNA. RefSeq lists its product as uncharacterized. The transcript has 12 exons. Bases 155 to 9589 code for a protein of 3144 amino acids. The record is from RefSeq and is a predicted model, not a curated record. Gene Ontology annotation, cellular component: ciliary inversin compartment. Gene Ontology annotation, biological process: proteolysis; protein localization to ciliary inversin compartment. Gene Ontology annotation, molecular function: ATP hydrolysis activity; cysteine-type endopeptidase activity; protein binding. Lineage: Eukaryota; Metazoa; Arthropoda; Insecta; Ephemeroptera; Baetidae.
CCAGCAGCGGCAGUGCGUCUUGUGAAUUUCUAGUGAGCCGGCUGUGCGAGAGCAAAAGUGUGUCGCGCGUCCCGAUUUGCGGAGGAAAGGAUGAAUUAGUACUAGGCGCCCCUUCGACCUGCUCAAGCGGUUUAUAUGCAGAUGCUACAAUACAAUGGAAGAAAUAUUGAAAAAAGGUGAAGCAGAAGGUUGUCCCAUCGGGCAGGCAAACCUAGGUUUCUUUAAAACGGACGAACAGCAAAAUAUUCCCGCAAACGACGUUUUUGUACUUGUCGUCCACUACGAUUUUGAGAACCAAGCAAUUGCUCGAAAAGGGGAUUCUCAUGACGUGCAGAACCUGAAAACAACGUUCGGAAAAAACAGGAAUUGCAACUUUCGUAGUCUGAAGUCGCCAAAAAAAGAGCAUUUGCUCGAUUUUCUUGGCGACCAGGACAAGCUCUUACGAUUUUUCUCCUCAAAAGAUCCCCCAGAGGUAUUUCUUCUUUUUGUGCUAUCUCAUGGAUAUGAAGAUGGAAUCAUUUAUACCGACCAUUUCCUCGACGAUCAGAAAACUUUCGCUCAUUUCACGACAGAUGAAGUCUUUGACUCGAUUAAAAAGUUGACCAAGUUCGAAAACAGCCUCAAACUCAUCAAUUUCGGCCCCUGUCGCGGGGGAUUACCCGAUCCAAAAUUUAACAGGAAUAAGGAAGUGUGUGAAGAGACGUACAAAAACCGAAACGCCAGUAGGAUCACGUUCACUCCAGCAAUCCACAAUUUGGUGGUUUUCUAUUCAACCGUUGAAACAACGCUAGCAAACAGAAAUGAACUUGGGUCUUGGUUUGUACAAAAAUACUGUGACUGUUUAAAUCAUACUGAGGAAAAGCCGUUGUUGAUUUUCCUCUCGAUGGUGCAGAACAGCAUGCACUAUACAUCCUUGCCUAAUUUGAAAACGGGCGAAUCCCUGGGUCAGACGCCAGAGAUAAAGAUGUUCACUCAAGACCGACAAUUCAUCAUAUCAAGGACACUGAUUAAUCCAGUGACAUAUCCGAACACUGAUGGAAAAAUGGCGAAACCUGGGUCAAAUACGAUACAUUCCAAACAAUUCACAUGGAAGUCCGAUGAAGGACAGAACGUUCGAGGUCGAAACGCAUUCAUUUUGUAUGAGCAACAUGAUGAACAUGUGGAAGAACUGGUUAAGUCAGUUCGCAACUUGGACUUCGAGACAAGAUUAUUUCGACUAAACAAACGCUCAUUGGACUCCUACUUCAAAAUCUGUAGCGGGUUAGAACACGACGUCGGCUGCAUUUUGACAUGCAUGUUUUGUGAAUUGAGUGAAAAAGAUGACAAGGAAGUUUGCAUACUUGUCGACCAAGAGAAGAAAUCAUUCACAGAUAUCCUGCACAGCUUCGUUGGCCCGAGAAACGCUCAGUGGAUCGGACGGCCAAAAAUAUUUGUUCUAAUUAAUCAAGAGGCAUUGGAACGUGACACACUUUUACCAGAGAGAAAGUUUGAUAUUUCUGCUACGAAUCACAGUGGCUGGCUGGUUCUGAUUUUAAAGGAUAAAGAUUUGUUAGAAAAGCUGAUCAGGAUCUUCAAAUGCGAGGAUCUCCAAAAAGGAAAACCCCUUCAAGAACUUUUGUCUCCUUUGCUGAUUUCUGAAUCAAAGAAGAACAAUGUUUUGCUCAACUCUACGCUGCAAUACCUCCUCGACUUCCCCGACUGGCCACGCUCAUUCGUCAGGCUAAGUUUCAGUUUGAGGGAAAAUGAAAGCUCGAAGGUCAAUAUCUUUGAAUUUGAUGAGAUGGUAAAAGAAGCGAAAAAAUCAUUUGAAAAAGGUCAAGUUUUGCUCAUGAGUUCCGGUGCCGGUGCCGGAAAAACGACAGUUCUUAAAGAAAUCACUUACCAACUCGGCAAAUCAGACCCUGACUUGAAAAUUUUGUAUAUCUCGCUGAAGAAACAUUCGCUGAAUAUUUUGAAAAUUCGAAACCUCAUCAAAUUCCUUGCGCAUGCAACGCAUCAUUCCAUAGACGAUAUCCAAAGGUUGAUCGAAGAGAAAAAAGCAGUUGUUUUCUUAGACGGAUUCGAUGAAAUCUGCCCCAUUCUCAGAGAAAACGUUAUCACACUGUUCCAUGCAUUAAAAGAAAGGCGAAUUCCUACAUUUAUCGCAACGAGACCACACGAGGCAGAAAUAAUCAAGGAACGAAUAAAUUGCGAAGUACUUGUUGAGGUUGAACCUCUGGACAAAGAAAAGCAAAUCGAGUUUUUGAAAAUUGUAGCCGGAAUGAAUGAAGAGGAAUGCAUAGAGUUCAUAAAUGAUUUUGAGGAAAAGGAUAUUUUGGAGAAUCCACUGCACCUUUCACUACUAGCAACAAUCAAAGGCGAAGGAAACUUGUAUCAGAUUUACGAAAAGGUCGUGGAAAAGAAACUUGAGCUCUGCUUAGUGAGAGAUGGAUACAAUAUUGACGACAGGACAACUUUCCCUCUAAAGAUGGAAUUGGCUUCGAGCCAUCUUCAGCUGAUUGCUCUGCGCUUCCUGAGGAAUGACGAGAGCCUGAUUGGACAAGGAAUAAGUCAAGAAGACUUGGAAAAGAUGAAUGAUUAUGGCGUUGCAACUGUUCUGGACGGAGAAGUCACGUUUUUGCAUCAGACAUUUGCUGAAUUUCUGGCCACAAAGCAAUUCUUGAAGAAUUUUGAUUCGUCACAAGCAUUGGAUCCGGCCCUGUUCCAAGAUAGUACUUUUGCGCAGUGCAGGAAGUUUCUGGACAUAUUCUACUGCACUCUGGAAAAAGAGGAAGAUGAAGAUUUGAUAUAUCACACUGAAGCUCUACUAGCUGUCGCCAAAUCUAUUGGCCCUGUAUUAUUCUUGAAGAAAGUCGUUGAAGAUAACCUAAGACAAGUUUUCAGAAUGCUUAAAUCCAAAAUUUCAUUUCACGCAGAAUCAAAUGCGUUCAUUUGCAUAGAAAAGAGCCCAGAACUGUUGAUGAGUGCAAUCGGCAAAGAAGAAAUCGCCGUUCAACUGCUGGAAAUGAGAGUUGUUGAUAAAACAGGCUUGGAAGAAAUUUUGCCUGAUUUGCUGCGAAAUAUUGAAGAGAAUAAUGCGGUUGUCAUACUGAAGAAAUUGAGAAUGGAAUUUUCGGAUCUUCCACUUAUGAUUGAAGCCUGCUAUUCAUACGAUUCUGAAACGAGCAAAAGGCUGAUGAAAGUUGGAUUUACAGCAAUUCGAAAUGAUUUCGACAUUCUUCUCGACACGCUUAUCCAGAUUGGAAUUCGUGCUGUUGAUGCAUUUGAUGAAGAAGAAAACAGUCUCUUUGCGGCUUGCAGAUAUGGAAGUGUCAAGUGCUUGAGAGUUCUGCUCAAACACGGCGCUCAAAAAGUAUUUUACGCUAGUACUCGCUAUGAUCCUUUGAAUGUGGCCACAGAAUUCGGUCAUUUGGACCUGGUGAAGUUCCUAAUGGAAGAAAAUCCCAGCUUAUUCAAAAGAGAUGAAUCCACAUUGGUUCUCGAUGGGCUGCCAGACAUUUGGAAUCCUUUCCAAUAUGCUAUCAUGUACGGACGCAAAGAAAUAGCCGCGUAUUUUCUUUCAAAGUGCCCUUGUUUGAUCGAAAGUAGAACGAAGGAUGGAAAAAACCCAAUGCAACUGGCAGCUAUUUUGAGAAAGUGGGAAGUACUCGAAUGGCUAGCUCAGUUACCAAACACUGAUAUCAAAUCUUUGAUCCCUGACGGAGACAGUAUAAAUUGGACGCAAUUUGAUCUUGAAAAUUAUGAGCACUACUUGAUGCUUCAAGGAGAAGUCAUUGAAAAAGAUGAAAAGGGGAGAAGUGUCCUCCAUUAUGCUGCAAAAUAUGGUUAUACUGACCUUGUUGCAAAAUUCAUCGAGGCCGGUGCCGACAUCGAAGCCACGGACGUAGACGGCUGGAACGCGUUACACUUUGCUUGUCUUUUGGACAAAAAUAUUGAAACAAUUAAGCUACUACAUUCACGGAGCAAACAACUUGCUAAGACAAAGACAAGUAAAGGACAAACAGCUUUGCAUAUUUUUGCGCAAUAUUGUGACCAAAAUGAUUUUGGAAAAGCAAUUUCGAGUAGCGUAGACAUUGCGAGGUUUUUGUUUGAAGACGCUGGUGUUGAUUUAAGUGCCAGGGACAAUGAAGGAGAUAGAGCUUCUUUUAUAGCUGAUGAAAGAGGAUUAGACAAAUCCAUAAUAAUGUUUCUUACAGCACAACACAUUGAUCCCUCUGAAAAGUAUGACUUGAUGAAUUCAUCGGUGAUUUUUUCCGUAUCAGAAGCUGGUGAUUUGCUUUCACUGCAACAAUGGAUUCAACAAGGCGGAGAUUUGUCAAUGAGAGAUGAAUCUGGACGUACGGCACUGCAAUUAACGGAAGAGAAAGGGGAGUUUAGAUUAAUGAAGAAGAACGAAACUGGAGAGAAUAUACGGUUCAAUGAACAAGAGAGGGAGGGUUCGCUCUUGCUAGCCUGUAAACAAAAGAACUGGGAUAAGGUUAAAAAUUUGCUUGAAUCCAAGAAUUUGAGCAUCAACAGGCAAGACAAAGAUGGAAGAACGGCUCUACAUUAUGCCGCAGAAGAAGGACAUUUUGGUUUGGUCUUCCAGUUGCUUAGCCAAAGAGCUGAUAUGCAUGUGAAGGAUCACAAUGGAUGGACGGCGUUGCAUUACGCCAUUCUUACGAACAAUACAGAUUUGGUUCAAAAGCUGAUCGACAGUGGUGCUGAUCUCGACUCGAAAACUAAGAGGGGAGAGACAGCUCUGCACAUCGCUGCCUAUAAAGGCUUUACAGAAUUAACGCAAAAAUUGAUUGAGUGCGGUGCGGAUGUAAAUUCUAAGAACAAUCAUGGUUUGACAUGUUUAAACAUCGCCACAGUUAAUAGAAAUCUGGAUUUGUUGGAAGUUCUCUUAAAAAAUAAAGCUGAUGUAAACAAUGAAUAUAAGCUUUUUGGAAUUACCCCUCUACACCAUGCUGCACUAGAGAACUAUCCAGAAAUUUUAGAAAUGCUUGUCGAUCACGGUGCAGAUGUGAAUUUUCAAGAUAAAGAAGGAUGGACACCUCUGCACUUUGCUGCCAGGUAUAAUCCAGAACUGAGUCAAACGCUACUAGACCAUGGUGCAGACGCGAAUUCAAAAGAUAAUGAUGGAUGGACAGCUCUGCACUUUGCUGCAAGAUUUAAUCCAGAUCUGAGUCAAAUGCUGCUAGACCAUGGUGCAGACGUGAAUUCAAAAGAAAUUGAUGGAUGGACUCCUCUGCUCCUUGCUGCAAGGUUUUAUCCAGAGCUGAGUAAAACGCUUUUAAAUCAUGGUGCUGAUGUAAAUUCAAAUACAAAAAUGGGAUCUUCUCCUCUGCACUUUGCUGCAAGAUAUAAUCCAGAACUAAGUCAAACGCUGCUAGAUCACGGUGCUGAUGUAAAUUCAAAAAAUAAUAAUGGAUGGACAGCUCUGCACUACGCUGCAAGAUUUAAUCCAGAUCUGAGUCAAAUGCUACUAGAUCAUAGAGCAGACGUGAAUUCAAAAGAUAAUGAUGGAUGGACAGCUCUGCACUUUGCUGUAAGGUAUAUUCCAGAACUGAGUCAAACGCUACUAGACCAUGGUGCAGACGCGAAUUCAAAAGAUAAUGAUGGAUGGACAGCUCUGCACUACGCUGCAAGAUUUAAUCCAGAUCUGAGUCAAAUGCUACUAGAUCAUGGUGGGGAUGUUAAUGCAAAGACAAAAAGGGGAUAUACACCCCUGCACUAUGCUGUAUGGCAUAAUCCAGAACUGAGUCAAACGCUACUACAUCACGGCGCUGAUGUCAAUUUGAAAGAUAAUGAUGAAUGGACACCUCUGCACUUUGCUGCCAGGUAUAAUCCAGAACUGAGUCAAACGCUACUAGACCAUAGAGCAGACGUGAAUUCAAAAGAUAAUGAUGGAUGGACAGCUCUGCACUUUGCUGUAAGGUAUAUUCCAGAACUGAGUCAAACGCUACUAGACCAUGGUGCAGACGCGAAUUCAAAAGAUAAUGAUGGAUGGACAGCUCUGCACUACGCUGCAAGAUUUAAUCCAGAUCUGAGUCAAAUGCUACUAGAUCAUGGUGCUCAGGUGAAUUCAAAGACAAAAGCUAGACGGACUCCUCUUCACUUUGCUGCAAGGUAUAAUCCAGAACUGAGUCAAACGCUACUAGACCAUGGUGCAGACGUGAAUUCAAAAGAUAAUGAUGGAUGGACAGCUCUGCACUACGCUGCAAGAUUUAAUCCAGAACUGAGUCAACAGCUCCUAGAUCACGGCGCUGAUGUCAAUUCAAAAGAUAAUGAUGGAUGGACAGCUCUGCACUACGCUGCAAGAUUUAAUCCAGAACUGAGUCAACAGCUCCUAGAUCACGGCGCUGAUGUCCAUUCAAAAGAUAGUGAUGGAUGGACAGCUCUGCACUUUGCUGCAAGAUUUAAUCCAGAUCUGAGUCAAAUGCUGCUAGAUCAUGGUGCUCAGGUGAAUUCAAAGACAAAAGCUGGACGGACUCCUCUUCACUUUGCUGCAAGGUAUAAUCCAGAACUGAGUCAAACGCUACUAGACCAUGGUGCAGACGCGAAUUCAAAAGAUAAUGAUGGAUGGACAGCUCUGCACUACGCUGCAAGAUUUAAUCCAGAACUGAGUCAACAGCUACUAGAUCACGGCGCUGAUAUCCAUUCAAAAGAUAAUGAUGGAUGGACAGCUCUGCACUACGCUGCAAGAUUUAAUCCAGAACUGAGUCAACAGCUACUAGAUCACGGCGCUGAUGUCCAUUCAAAAGAUAAUGAUGGAUGGACAGCUCUGCACUUUGCUGCAAGAUUUAAUCCAGAUCUGAGUCAAACGCUGCUAGAUCAUGGUGCUCAGGUGAAUUCAAAGACAAAAUAUGGACGGACUCCUCUUCUCUUUGCUGCCAGAUAUAAUCCAGAACUGAGUCAAACACUACUAGACCAUGGUGCAGACGCGAAUUCAAAAGAUAAUGAUGGAUGGACAGCUCUGCACUACGCUGCAAGAUUUAAUCCAGAACUGAGUCAACAGCUACUAGAUCACGGCGCUGAUGUCCAUUCAAAAGAUAGUGAUGGAUGGACAGCUCUGCACUUUGCUGCAAGAUUUAAUCCAGAUCUGAGUCAAAUGCUGCUAGACCAUGGUGCAGACGUGAAUUCAAAGACAAAAGCUGGACGGACUCCUCUUCACUUUGCUGCAAGGUAUAAUCCAGAUCUGAGUCAAAAGUUGCUGGACCAUGGUGCUGCUGUGUAUCUAGACGAUAGAGAAGGAUGGACAGCUCUGCACGUUGCUGCAAGGUGUAAUCCAAAAUUAGCACUAAAGCUGAUCGACCACGCCAUGAAUGCGGAUAUUUUGGAAUCAAAAUUCAAAAAUGAAUGGACUGCGUUGCAUCUUGCUAUGGAAAUGAACUGCCCAGAAUCAGUGCAAAAGCUUCUCGUCAAGGGUGCUGAUGUUAAUUUACAAAAUGGUGAUGGAUGCAAGGCCCUUCAAUUAGCCAAAGCACAGAACUAUCGAGCACUGGAGGAAAUGCUCCUCGACCAGAGAAUUUUUAAGAGUUUAAAACUCACGACAGGAACUUCGGCUCUAACACUCGCCAUUGAAUCAAAUAAUUUGACAGUUGCUGAAAUUCUUAUUAAUAAUGGCGGUGAUUUGACGGUUCAGGACGAGAAAGGAAUUAACAUUUUACAACAUGUUUUGAAGAACUUUGAAAUGGUAAAAUACUUGCAUGAGAAAAACGGUGAAUUAGUGAAGCAAGUGACAAACGAUGGAAGCACUUACCUGCACCUUGCAAUUGACAACGACGACUGUCCCCUUGAAGUGAUCCUUUGGCUCAUUGAAGAAAUCAAAAUUGAUGCUAAUGCGACGAAUGAAUUCGGUGAAACGGCGUUCAUGAUUGCUUGUAAAAAGAAUCGAAGAGACGUCGUCGAAUAUUUGUUGGCAAACAAGGGCAUAGACUUAAGCAAAGGAGAUGGAGAUGGGAGGACUGCCCUGCACCAUGCCGCCAGAUCAGGAUGUGUGGAUUUAGUGCAAAAUCUGCUCGAUCAUGGCGCUGAUUUAACAAAAAGGGAUAAUUACAACACAAAUGUCCUGUUCUAUGGAUUGAAAAGUAAGGAAAUGAUUUUAUAUCUAAACAGGAAAAAUUCGGAAUUCAUAAAAGCAGUGGACACUCUACAAAACACUUUACUUCUGUAUGCGAUCGAAUUUUUUUAUAUGGUUGAUAGGGAUGUGGUUCAUUGGCUAAUCAAUGAAUCCGGAAUCGAUCUAAAUGCCGUGGACGGUGAGGGCAAUUCAGCUUUUAUUGUGGCCUGUAUGAGGAGAAAGUGGGAUUUUGUCGAAACUCUAUUGACGAAGGAUGUGGAUAUCCAAGUUAAAGAUGAAGAAGGAAAAAACCCUCUACAUUAUGCUGCAGAAUCAGGAUACUUUGAUUUGGUGCAGAAGCUUAUCGAACGUGGUGUCAAUCCGACUUUGAAAGACAAUCUCGGAAAGAACACAAUGCACUACGCAUUGCAACACUUGGAUAUUGUUAAAAGCUUGGACAGAGAACUGGCGAAGGAAGUGACCAAAGAUAAAAACACUUCCUUGCACAUUGCAAUCGAGAUCUAUGAUUAUUCGAUUGAAGUGAUUCGGUGGCUCUUAAAUGAAGCUCAAGUAGAUGAAAAUGCUAAAAAUGAAAAUGGUGAAACUGCGUUGAUGACAGCUUGUUCGAAAAAUAGAUUUGACGUCUUACAAAUUCUUCUGGAAAAAAAAGCAGACAUCAGCAUUCAGGACAACCAAGGACAGACUGCUCUGCACCACGCCGCGAGAUCGGGACACUUAGACUUAAUUAAAAUGCUGUUUGAUCAUUUAGACUUGAAGAAGGACGAAGAUGGCUUUUCAGACAUCCAUCAGACUCUCGUUGAACUUGUCAAAGAAGUUGACGAGGAGGACAACACAUUGUUAAUCUUGGCGAUGAAAAGUAGUGAAAAGUUUGACGAGAAGGUGAUUGGUUGGUUGGUCGAGGACAUCACAUUAGAUUUGAAUGCGGUCAACUGCAAUGGUGAAUCAGCGCUUCUUCUCGCUUGCAAGCACAGGAAAUGGGACGCUGUUGACAUUUUGCUGUCCAGAGACGACACUCACAUCGGUUCCAAAGAUCAGAAAGAAAGAACUCCUUUGCACUGGGCCGCAGUGGCUGGAAACCUGGCUGUAGUUCAGAGGCUGGUCGAGCGUGGCGCUGACCUGACUUUGAAGGACAGCGACGGAAUGAACGUGAUGCACCAUGCCCUGAAACACGUCGAAACGGUAAAAUUCCUUCACAAUCUGAACAAUGGGCUUGUGACGGAAAUAACUAAAAACGGAAGCACCUGUUUGCACCUGGCAGUCAUUCGCGGCUCAACUGAAGUGAUUCGGUUGUUAGUCGAUGAGGGAAUCGAAGUCGAUCUGGACAAAAGCAAUGAGCUGGGUUUGACCGCGCUUUUGCUUGCAUGCCGCAGGAAUAUGUGGGAGGUCGUCGGUCUUUUGGUGGAGAACAACGUGGACGUCAGCAAAACAGACCGAGCGGGUAAAAAUGUCCUCAACUACGCUGAAGAAGCAGACCAUUUCGAUUUGGUAGAAAAACUGUAUGUGUUAAGCGCUCCUAAGUAAUUUUAUUUUAUAUUUUCUAUUAACUUUAAAGGGAAAAUAAUAUUUUUGAGCUUUAUGUUGCCUUCAUAUUAAUUGAAAAUUCGUGUUUUUAUCUUGUAUAACUAACUUUAAAUAUUGUAUCCUUUAGUUUGGUUUUUAUAUAUUUUAAAGUGAAAAAUUAAAUUGUUCAUAAUAUAAUAUUUGACUUUUAAUUUUUAAAUCUCUUCACCCACUUACAUAAAUAAAAAUGCUGCCUUUCGUAAGCGGGGAAUAAAUAAAGUAGAACAUAAGGCAUCUAUUUUUUAAAAAUGAGAUUUGCAAAUGAAUGCAUGUUAUACUUACUCCAAUUAUUUUCUCAAUUUUUAGUUUUUACCAUGCAAAGAUUUAUUUUGUCAAUUGUACAAUGUGAAAUUCGCUACGACACUUAUUUAAACAGAGAAAUGAGAUGAUUAUAAAAAUAUUAUAUUUUAAACUCAGUCUAUUAUUCACACCAAUUUACAAUGAUUCCACUCUGGCGUGCAAUUUAUUUCACAAGUUGAGAGUUUAAAAAGUUUUCUAUACAUAAAAAUGAAUGUAAAUUUAUAAAACAAUUUUUCUAAAUUUAUGUGUCUCUACUAAUUUUAAAUUGCACUAUUAACUAUUUAUCGUUAGAAAUCCUGGGCAAAUUAAUGUUACAAUAUUUGAAGAAAUUAAAUUUGAGCGUGGUGCAUUGAAGGAUUGUUUAAAAGAAAUGAAUAAAGGAAAUUUCAGAUUUUUAUUAUUAUUAAAACAAUGUCUCACGGCGGAGGAAAGGAGGAUUUUAUCUGCAGGGUUGGCGUCGAGGAUGACCUUGCUUGUUGAGCUCGGCCAGAGGCUGCUCGCGGCUCUGCGUCGGCGUGGCUCCGCUUGCUCGCCUCCAGCUGGGGCUGCAUCAGCCUGUUGACGUAGGAAACCUCUCCGAGCGCCGACUCCUCGCGACUCAGGGCGCACCCGACACUCCGCUCGUUCGCUUCACUUCCUCCAAGCCACUCGACGCCACACCCUCCACUGCCAAAAUGAUCAAUUUGCAAUCGGCUUUCAAAGGGAAAGCGCAGAUGGGGCGGGUCUCUCAGGAUUGUCGGCGCCGUCGUCCUGCUCGAGGUUGUGAAGGAAGUGCAGCUGGCCCUUGCGCCUGCGCAGACUGCGUUCGCCCUUUGUGUAGUCUAGAUUGUCUAAAUUUUUAAUAAUUUUAAAAUGAAUCUCUUAUGUAACUCUUCGGAAUGAUCCGCACGACCGGCCGUGAAACAAGAAUAACCGUGUUUUCGUAUAAAAUUUGCAUUUCUUUAUUUUUCUUUUAACGUUGCGCGAGCACUGUUUCACUCAAAGUAGUUUUGGCGGCGUCUUCUCCAUGCCCCAAAAUGUAUUUUUCCAGCUUUUAAUAAAACCAAAGAGACAAAUAAA